This is a messenger RNA of Episyrphus balteatus (marmalade hoverfly), 2130 nucleotides long. RefSeq names its product inositol-trisphosphate 3-kinase homolog (gene IP3K1). Gene Ontology annotation, cellular component: nucleus; cytoplasm. The record is from RefSeq and is a predicted model, not a curated record. The coding region runs from base 543 to 1799 and encodes 418 amino acids. Gene Ontology annotation, biological process: inositol phosphate biosynthetic process. Gene Ontology annotation, molecular function: inositol tetrakisphosphate kinase activity; inositol-1,4,5-trisphosphate 3-kinase activity. Lineage: Eukaryota; Metazoa; Arthropoda; Insecta; Diptera; Syrphidae. The transcript is spliced from 4 exons.
UUGAGUCAGUCUUCGGCCGCCAUUCAUUCAAGCAAGCGAGCAAACAAAGUUGAGCAAUAAACGGAGAAUAAGAUAUUAAUUCCCUCUGCUCUUUUUAUAGUUCACAAAGAUUUUUAAUGCCAAUAAUAAAAGUACUAUAAUAACCGGAUUUAAUUUUUUUUUAUUAAGUGUUACCAAUAAAAGAGAAGAAAAAAAAAAUAACUAAGGGAUACCCUUAAAGAAGAAAAAAAAAAAGAUAAAGAUUCUUUUAACAAAAGUGAAUCAACACAAAAGAGCAUUAUACACGCCAGUGAAGUUCCCCAUUUUUGUAUCUGAAAACAAAAAAAAAAAAACGUGUUUUAUUGAGGUUUUAUAGUGAGAAAGAAAAUGAAUUUAAGAAAAAAUAAUUAUUAAUGAUUAAAUACAAAGGAUAUACAAAAAAUCAUUAAUAAAAUUUAAAAUUAAAAGCAAAAAAGGAUUAAAUAUAAAAAUAAUCCAAAAUAUAUAAAAAAAAAAGUCUAAAAAAUAAAGUGAUUUUAUUCUUUUGUUAUAAUAAAAUUAUUAUGACUUCAACAAUUCUGCAAGCGUCAGCACAAGCAGCAUCAACAAUGGCAUGGUCAAAUGAAAAACUACGUUUAUCUUGUGUCGACAACAUUGGAUUAAGACAGUUGUGGAAGUUAAUUGUAUUAAAUAGUAGCAACAACAACUCCAAUAGUACUAACAAUAAUAGUACUAACAACAUUAUCAACAAUAACAACAACCAGAACAGUAAAAAUAAAAACAGCGAAAUCAACAGUGAAAAUCUAGCUGAAUUCUUAACAAACCGUGACAUACUGCCACCAAGUGAAAUGUCAUUGCUGAAAUUCUUAGCAAUUAAUGCCUUGGAAUUAAGUGCCCCUGCUUCGCCUGUUUUAUUACAACAACAACACCAACAGCAUACAGCUGCAGUUGCAGCUGCUGCGUGUAAACCAAAAGGUUGGAUGCAGCUAUCGGGACAUCCAGAGAGUAUUGUACCAACAUCAACUGGCAUCGUUCGCAAACGCGUCGUCAGUCCAACUGAUCACGAAGCCAAUGCCUACGAAUUCUUAACGAACGAUCCAUCAGCCAGCAAACUUGUACCCAAAUACUAUGGUGUCGCCGAAUACAAUGGCGAUGCUUAUAUUGAACUACAAGAUCUCCUGGCCGGCUUCAAGGACCCCAAUGUUAUGGACAUUAAAAUGGGCUGUCGAACCUUCCUCGAGUCUGAAGUCACAAACAAAACACUCCGACCCGAUUUGUAUCAGAAAAUGAUUGCUCUUGACAAUGACGCCCCCACUGCCGAAGAGCACGAACUACAAGCCAUCACAAAACUACGUUAUAUGCUUUUCCGUGAAGCAAUGUCAUCGUCGCACACGAAAGGUUUUCGAAUUGAAGCUCUUCGUCGUCGUGGUGCCAGUCCUGUCAAAGAUUUAAAAACCGUUCGCAAUACCGAUCAAAUCGAAGAGACAAUCCUGCAGUUCCUCAAUUCAAAUAAAACUAUUACAAAAGACUUGAUCAAACGUCUAAGACAAAUGAGAACUCUGAUGGAGAAGUCUGAAUUUUUCAGACAUCAUGAAAUUGUAGGAUCGAGUAUAUUUAUAGUUUAUGAUGAUGAAAAAGUUGGAGCAUGGUUAAUAGACUUUGCCAAGUCGAGACGUCUUCCUGCCGAUGUUCAAGUCAAUCAUCGACAAGAAUGGAUACCUGGCAAUCGUGAAGAAGGUCUAAUUAAGGGAAUGGAUGAACUUAUUAGAGUCUUUGAGGGAGUGUAUGAAAUUCAAACUGGCAAAAGGCUAACAAAGUGAAGAAUUUCUGCUGUAGCAUUUCUCUGCAAAUUUUUUUAAAUAAUUUUUAAUUAUUUUUUGCCUCAAGACUGAUCAUAAUAUAUUAAAUAACUGCAUCUCUUUUUUUAUCAUUUAAUUUAAAAAAAAAAAAUGCAUAUUGUUUUGGCUUCAUUUAGAACUUGAUUAUUUUGUAUUUUCUAGUUUUUUUUUUUUUAUUUAUAAUUUUCUUAAUUUAUCAUUUUUUCUUAAUUUUCUAUUCCAUAUUGGAAAAAAAUUUAAACAAGCUUUGUCGCAGUAACCAAAAAAAUGCGCUUUCUAUGUUUUUCGAGGAGUUUUUAUCCUCUCUAAUCUG